Dujonia railenensis is the source of this 1269-nucleotide messenger RNA. Lineage: Eukaryota; Fungi; Ascomycota; Pichiomycetes; Serinales; Debaryomycetaceae. The record is from the annotation of a GenBank genome assembly.
AUGGAUCAUGCUAAUCAAACCUCAUCUCCGAUGGAAUACCCAGCGGAUUCUGAAGAAUUCGAUAACUCCACAUAUUGGCGAAACGCUGCCAAAAAGUCCUGGUUUUAUCGAUUUUAUGAGAAAGUGGUGCUCCCAAAUAUUGGGUGCUCGCUAUUAAUCCUAUCGCAGUUUUUCAACUCCAUUAUGGUGACUACCUGUAAACUAUUGGUGACUGAUAAGGACUUCAACACUCCCAUUCAUCCCGUGCAAAUUUUAUUUGUAAGAAUGAUCAUCACAUACUUUUGUUGUAUCGCAUACAUGUAUAUCACCAAGUCGGUACCGGAUUAUCCAUUUGGGCCGAAAGAAGUGAGGACGCUAUUGGUUGUGCGAGGUAUAGUUGGGUUCUUUGGGGUAUUUGGACUUUACUUUCUGUUGCAGUAUCUUUCCUUAUCUGAUGCAGUUGCUAUUACUUUUCUUAUUCCCAUGGUUACCGCCUUCCUUGCUUGGACUAUAAUUCAUGAAAAUUACAGUCUUGUGGAAGCCGUCUGCGGAAUUGUUUCCCUUGGAGGAGUUGUCCUUAUUGCCAAACCCAAUUUCAUAUUUGGCAAUACAAGUGAAACUCUGCCAGCAGAUGAGUCUAUUGAGUCAUCAUCUACCGAAAAGAGAUUACUUGCUACCGGAGUUGGACUUAUAGGUGUAUGUGGUGCAUCAUUUGUCUACAUUAUUUUGAGAAAGAUUGGUAAAAGAGCACAUCCCUUACUUUCUGUGAGUUAUUUCGCUCUCACUUGUGUCAUCUUCACAUUUGCUUUGCUUUUAGUUCUCCCUUCCUUAUCCUUUGCAAUUCCACAGAAUGGGUACCAGUGGUUUCUCUUUUCACUUAUUGGGUUUUCUGGUUUCUUCAUGCAAUUUUCAUUGACAGCUGGUGUACAACGUGAAAAGGCAGGUAGAGCUGCCCUUAUGUCAUAUACCAACAUGAUAUUUGCCAUUAUUUGGGAUUUGGUCAUCUGGGGACAUUUACCGGGAAUUUUAAGUUUCUUGGGAAUACUUUUAAUUAUUGGAAUGGCGGUAAUAAUGAUAUAUUUCAAGCCCAAAGAGGAAAACAUUACUCCAACAACGGAUUUAGAAAAUGGAACAUCUUCAACUGCCGAAUAUAAGAAUUUGAGAACAUCUAAUGACGAAGAAGAUAUUGCAUUACAAGAUUUCAUAAUCACCGAUGAAGAAGAGGAAGGAGAAGAUGAUGAUGGAGCUAAUCCAAAACAACAUGCCAAGGAAGUCAACGAACUACUUUAA